GGGGUGUGAAACAACAAAGGCCAAGAAAAGAAAAGAAAGACCGAGGAAAGACAAAAUAGAGGCCGUUAGUAGAGGUGAUAUCGACCAGGGAAAGGGGCGGAGUGUACAGCUACAACGCCCUCUCAAAGUCAACUAACUCCUUGAACUGUGCACUAUACGCAUCCCUGGUCUCUUUUGUUGGCCUUGGGAGAGGGCGUCUCGCAUAUCCUCCAUAUCCAAAGUGCGACUGCAUUGCUGACUUGAUACCGACCACGCCGCUCUUGAUGGCAGCCCAGUCGCCUCUGGAUAGGAUGUCCUGCACCUCACGGGCCGCAUCCAUCUUGCCAUCAGCGUACAGGCUCAGCAGCAGCAUGCAUGUCUUGGGUGCUAGAUUCGCAAUUCCCCCGAUGAUUCCAGACCCCCCACCGAUCAUGGUCUGGAGCGUAAAGUCGCCGGAUCCUCCAAAGCAGAGGAAUGUGUUGCUGCUGGCAUUGCCAUUGUUGAUACUAGCCAUUUUAGUACUCUUGUGCGUUGCUCGCUGGGCUGUGGCAACGCGGUUGAGCUUGCCCGUAUUUCCACAGGUGAACUUACACCCCACGAUAUUGGGAUGCUUGCUAAGGGCGAUGAUGGUGUCCGAGUCCAGAUCAAGCCCCGAAGCGGCAACGGGGUAGUUGUAUAUCACGAUCGGGAUGGGAGAGGCGUCAGCUACAUCUGUGAAGAAUUGCAUAAUCGUAUCGGCCGCGAACAAUCCCCGGUAAUACGAGGGAGCAAGUACUAGGGCAAAGUCCCCCCCGCUUGCAUAUGCAUCGCAACAGAGCUGGAUGGUUUCGCGCGUCGACUGGGCACUGCAGCCAACCAUUAGUGGCAUGCUAGUGUAGCCUGCGCUGUCAAGAGCCUGGCGGGUAUUUUCUGUGACCAAUUUCCGCUCCUCGGGGGACAGGUGUAUGGCCUCACCGUUAGAGCCGUGGACGGUAAUGCCCGUCACGCCAGCCUCAGCCAGUCUUACUGCAUGCUUUGCUGUCGCAGAGAGGUCUACGUCCUCAGUGCUAGGAUCAAAGACGCAAACUGUUGGGACAUAGAAGCCAGGAAUGAGGGUGCGGAUCCCCUUAGUGACUGGCUGCAGGCUACUCCGGUCCAUGACGCCGUCACCGUUAUGCAUCGGAGGCAUUGUUGGUAAGGAUGAAGGGGACGAAACAGAGGGUAGAGUUGACGGCAUCCAAACUUGAACACGGAUACAAAGUUUUAUACUUAUGGAUGGAGUGACUGGCAAUCGAAAUACAACAAAAAGGGCUGAGUAAUAAUGCUGCGCGCUUGAGGGAAUCGGAGAAGGUAUCAAGAGGAACCGGAGCCGUCAACCGUGACCCCAACCGGUCAUAUAUCAACCGUUGCAAUAAGGAGUAAGACGUGUCAGAGGAAGUUGAGUGAGGGAGCUUGUAUAGAUGAAGGGAAUAAUGAUAGGGGAACCAAAAAGGAAAAAGGAUCAAGAUAUAUCCCCUGGUUAUAUAUGCAUCCACUCUGCGCGCACCAACCCUGAAGGAAGGAGAGAAAUAAAUUAAAAAAAAAGUGUCAAAGGUCUCGGGAAUCCAAAACUGUUGGAAGGGAGCUAAUCAAGCUCGGCGUUCGAGGCGUGAAUUGCGGAGAG
Trichophyton rubrum CBS 118892 is the source of this 1621-nucleotide messenger RNA. RefSeq lists its product as uncharacterized. The transcript has a single exon. Bases 264 to 650 code for a protein of 128 amino acids. The record is from RefSeq and is a predicted model, not a curated record. Lineage: Eukaryota; Fungi; Ascomycota; Eurotiomycetes; Onygenales; Arthrodermataceae.